AUGCCGGACCUCUAUCCUCUCAUCAACCAGGGCAUCAUCAAUCUCAUCCAGAUGAAUGGAUACAACACUUGGGGAGAAGACAUUGCUGCUGAGUACAAGGCCUGGCUCAAGAUUGAUGGAAACAUGCCAGUUAUUCCACCUCCUUGUAGUCGACAUGCUAGUCUCAUUCUUGAGCAUACUGUAUCAGCGAGUGCUCAAUCACUCCAACAGCAUAGCAUCUCCAUUAUUGGAGAACAGAAACAAGAGGUUGCCAAUGUGGAUGUAUCCAUAGUGGAGGGACAAUGUAGUGGGACUGUUCUGAGUAGUGUUUUGCCAUUGAUUCAUGUCAAUGUUGGCCACAGUCAAGUUAGGUUUGAUGACAGGGUGGGGAAAUCGGACUUUCAGAAGUAUACCCAACAUAAAAGUGUAUUUUGCUCUCAACUGGUACAAGCCAUAAAACUUGCUGCACCAAUUCCAGUUUCUACAAGUUCAAAUAGUGCUGAAGAUUUUCUGAACCUCGACAUAAAUGACAUGGGUGGUAAUCUCAUUGAUACCGAGACAGUGGAGAAUGUGCAGGAGACUGAUGGUAUCACCCAAGUACUGGGCUAUUGUUUGUCUGAUAAGAUACUCACUGAUAACCUUGAUUCCUCUCAUGUUCCUGGAGUCAGAUCAUCUUUGUCGGGUAAUGACAGCAAAGUUACUUUGGAAGUACCUGCAAUGCCUGGGGAUCAGGCUUUCACUAUCAAAGACCAUGUUGUGCAUGACAAUCAUAUGACCAUUCUAGAUGCUUUUCCCAAAUUGGAAUACAACACCUUGGAUUACCUGAAUAACUGGCUUAGAUUGAUCUGUGGAUGGCAACAUCAUCUGGAUAGUGAAGUGUAUUGUGUUAUCUAUAAAGGAAUUCUCAUUGGGUAA
Dacryopinax primogenitus is the source of this 894-nucleotide messenger RNA. RefSeq lists its product as uncharacterized. NCBI's taxonomy places the organism in Eukaryota, Fungi, Basidiomycota, Dacrymycetes, Dacrymycetales, Dacrymycetaceae. The transcript is spliced from 7 exons. The record is from RefSeq and is a predicted model, not a curated record. Bases 1 to 894 code for a protein of 297 amino acids.